AUGGGUAUUGAUCAAGAACGUCAUCGUCCCGGACUAUUAAAACAACAAAAUAAGGCUCAUAAACAUGGGCGACAUAGAAGUAAGGGUGCUAUACACGUAGCUGAAAAAGGAAGAACUGCAGCUAAGGUUAUUACCAAAAGAUUUAAAAAUAGUAUUUCUAAAGAAGAAAGAAGAAAUCAAAUGAUAAUUAAUCGUAAGAAAAAAAGAAAUGAAAUUUUACAAAAAAAGCGACAAUUAGGAAGUCCAAAAACGCCGCCUUUUCUUGUGUCUGUAAUCCCUUUGAAUUUUGAUGUGGAUACAGAAAAGUUGAUAAAAUUAAUUAAAAACUGUUAUAAGUCAGAAAAUGUUGCCAUAAGUCCUGAAGGUGUAUUACAUGUCAGUUGUAAAGUUACAAAACAGACUUUUUCAUUUGUAUUGCCUCAAAAAGGUAAUAUGUAUGCAGUGUUAGAUACUUUAAAAGUGGCCAAUACAAUAAUGUUUGUUGUUUCCGCUCUAACUGAGCAAGUGAUAGAUGAAGAAUCUGAAAAAAUUCUAAUAGCAAUAUUAGCUCAAGGUUUACCAUCAAGUAUUGUUGCAGGAGUCGACCUGGAAAACUUACCUAUGAAAAAAAGGUCAAAUUAUAAACAAGAAGCCCAAAAGUCAAUUUCUAAAUGGCUGCCAGAUGAAAAAAUUUUUUAUGUCGAUAAAGAUGUUGAUGUUUUAAAUUUACUGAGGAAAAUAGGUAGUCAAAAACAAAGAAGCAUUAUACAGAGAGAUAGAAGGCCUCAUUUAUUGGCUGAAAAAUUAGAUUUUACUUUAGAAGAAAAUAGUAAUUUAGGGGUUUUAAAAGUGUCAGGUUAUCUUAGAGGUAAACCGCUUUCCGUUAAUUCGUUGGUUCACAUUCCCGGUUGGGGAGAUUUUCAUAUGAAACAAAUAGAAGGCUUAGAAUAUGAGCAAUCAAUAUCUGAUAAGAUGGACAAAAUUCCCGUGACAAAACUCUUGGCCGUUGCUGAUCCUGAUAAACAAGCUAGUUUGGAAUCGGAGAACAUCCCUGACCCAAUGGAUGCAGAACAAACUUGGCCUACGAAUGAAGAAUUAGAAGAAGCUGAGAAGGAAAGAAAAAAUAAAAAAUUAACUAAAAAAAUACCUAAAGGAAUGUCUGAUUAUCAGGCUUGUUGGAUUCCCGAUGAAGAUAUCGAAGAAAUUGAUGAUGAUGAUGAUGACAAUGAUUUAGAUGAAGAAAUGGACAAAAUGUCUGUAAUAGAUGAAGCCGGUGAUGAAAUGGAUGAACCAAAAGUUAGAUUCAGCGAUGAAAAAUCAGAAAUUUUGAGUGUUACAGAGGAUGAAAUGGAUGCUGAAAAAUAUGAUGAAGCCAUGGAUAUGGAUGAAGAAAAGAGAGCUAGGGAAAAAAUAAAGGAAGCUAAAUUGGACCAAAUGUUUCCGGAUGAAAUUGAUACUCCUACUGACAUGCUUGCCAAAGAUCGAUUUCAAAAAUACAGAGGUUUGUCAUCGUUUAGAACGUCUCCUUGGGAUCCGAAAGAAAAUUUACCCUAUGAUUAUGCUAGAAUAUUUCAAUUUGAAAAUUUUAAUAGAACGAGAAAACGUAUUUUUAAAGAAAUUGAAGAAGAUUUAGCUGAUGGCGUGCCUAUCGGCACUUACUUAACUAUUCACAUUAAUAAAGUUCCAUUAAAUUUAUAUCAAUCUCGUCACGCUCACGAACCAAUUAUAGUCGUUGGCAUGUUAGAACACGAACAAAAAAUGUCUGUCAUCAAUAUGGUGUUGAAAAGAAAUCAAAAUACACCAUGGGCAGACAUACCGAUCAAAGCAAAAGAAGAAUUGAUUUUUCAAUGUGGAUAUAGAAGAUUUAAAUCGAAACCUAUUUUCAGUCAACACACGUCCGGGAGUAAACAUAAAUACGAAAGAUAUUUUCAACCGAAUUCGGUUACCGUUGCCACCGUUUACGCUCCAAUCAUUUUCCCUCCAGCAUCAAUUUUAGCAUUUAAAGAAAAUCCCAACGGAACUCAAGAUUUGAUCGCGUCGGGAAGCGUCCUUUCCAUAAAUCCCGAUCGAUUAAUCAUAAAACGAGUCGUCUUAUCCGGGCAUCCAUUUAAAAUAAAUAAAAAAUCCGCCGUUAUACGAUUCAUGUUUUUCAAUAGGGAAGAUAUAAAAUGGUUCAAGCCCGUGGAAUUAAAAACGAAAUGUGGUCGAAGGGGGAAUAUUAAGGAACCUCUUGGUACUCACGGUCAUAUGAAAGCAGUAUUCGACGGUCAACUCAAAUCUCAAGAUGUCGUUUUGAUGCUUUUAUACAAGAGAGUUUUUCCAAAAUGGUUUUACGAUCCAAUUGUUAAAUACACGAAUUCAAAAUAUAAAAAUCUUUAUAAAAUAAUGGAAGAAUCCGAAGAAAUGGAUGAAAAUUAG
This is a messenger RNA of Pediculus humanus corporis (human body louse), 2397 nucleotides long. RefSeq names its product Ribosome biogenesis protein TSR1, putative. Gene Ontology annotation, cellular component: nucleus; preribosome, small subunit precursor. The record is from RefSeq and is a predicted model, not a curated record. Gene Ontology annotation, biological process: ribosome biogenesis; maturation of SSU-rRNA from tricistronic rRNA transcript (SSU-rRNA, 5.8S rRNA, LSU-rRNA); endonucleolytic cleavage of tricistronic rRNA transcript (SSU-rRNA, 5.8S rRNA, LSU-rRNA). Lineage: Eukaryota; Metazoa; Arthropoda; Insecta; Psocodea; Pediculidae. Bases 1 to 2397 code for a protein of 798 amino acids. The transcript has 6 exons. Gene Ontology annotation, molecular function: GTPase activity; GTP binding; U3 snoRNA binding.